This is a messenger RNA of Phanerochaete carnosa HHB-10118-sp, 846 nucleotides long. RefSeq lists its product as uncharacterized. NCBI's taxonomy places the organism in Eukaryota, Fungi, Basidiomycota, Agaricomycetes, Polyporales, Phanerochaetaceae. The transcript has a single exon. The record is from RefSeq and is a predicted model, not a curated record. The coding region runs from base 1 to 846 and encodes 281 amino acids.
AUGCUCUCACUUGAUGGUGCACAACUGUAUCGCAACAAGCAGUCAGACUGCUGGAUGUACAUCUGGAUCUUGCUUGACCGAAGCCCAGAUUCCUGCUACAAGAAGUGCCACGUUCUCAUCGAAGGCGUCAUACCAGGUUCAAAUAAGCCUAAGAAUGUCGACUCGUUCCUAUUCCCAGGAUUCCAGCACAUUGUGGCGCUCAUGAGAGAGGGCUUAAAGAUUUGGGAUGCCACAACCAACCACCUCUUCCUGUCUACUCUAUUCAUUGCAUACCUUGCCGCAGAUGGUCCUGGCAUGCAGUUCAUCAAUGGGUUGGUGGGACACUCCAGAAGGUUUGGCUGUCAGCUAUACUGCCCCAUGCGUGGACGUCACAAAUCUGGAGCAGGCCAUUAUUAUCCCGUGUCCUUGAAGCCAGGGGGCGAGUACAACGUUAAUGGAUCAAUGCAUGACAACGUCAACCUGCGCACCUUCAUCGGCCCUCGUUCUCAAGAUGAAGCUGCCAAACAAUAUCACAAAAAUCUCAGAUACGUUCAAGAGUCCACUUCAAUCUCGAUGUACAAGGACCAACGGCUCGCAACCGGCAUUGCAAAACCUUCCACCGUUAGCACCUUUCCCCCAAACUGUACCUUUGAGAUUCCAAACUGCUUCUCUGCCAACAUCAUACACCCUGCGGCACUGAAUCUGACCAAUCUAUUCACCCAUCUCUGGCGCGGUACUUUGACAUGUGAGGCACUUGACCAGAAGGCACUUUGGGAUUGGGCCAUCUUUUGCAACUUGGAAGCUUGGCGCACUCACGAUCAGCUAGUUGCAGAUGCAACACCAUACCUUCCUGGGUCUUUUGACUGA